AAUAUUGGUCAUUUGUCACUCCCCCAUGUAGAGGCCUCAAGCUUCGACUAACUUCGACUCGGCCCCCGAGUGCCAAGGGAUCGUCGUCAUUGCAUCAAGUUUGACGUCGUGACAUGACAGCGUCGUUUCUUAAGUGGCCGAAGAAGCACUCGUCGUCUGUCCUGGGCAACAACCAGGACGGAAACCUUCUCGAUGGACAUCCGGUGGAAGGCGCUGCGCCACACACGCCACCCACGGCCAAGGCCAACAACGGCGGGCGAAGCAAGCGCUCGAACAGUUUGAUGAACAUUUUCCAAAGAGACACGUCAGUCGAGCAACAUGCGACGGACGCGCCAACGCCGAACCGCCAUAGCCACCAUGAUCCUGUUUCGAGUAAUCAGGACGACAACGACCUCAAGACACCGUCGUUGCUUCAACCUGAAGCGCAGCCGCAUCUUGAAAAGAAAACAUCCAACAAAUUUCUCGAAGGCACCAACAAAUGGCUCGAGUCCACCAAACGACGAUUCUCCGCCGCCACCAUCACGACCACCACCGUUCUCUCUCGCCGUGGCUCCACGGAAAUAUCUCCACAGACUGGCCGACAUAUCGGCGAGGCUGUGCACACGGCAGGCGGCGCCGGAGUUGUAAAUGAAAUCAAGGCUGACGGGAGCACCGUCGUGCGCUUGGUCUCGACCGAGUGUGUCAAUAGCUCGUUGGUAAUUGUCGAGGCUGGCGGCGAGAUUGAGCCGCUUCCAGCUUUGCCGCAGGACACCGUCGUCACGGCAGAAGGCAUCGGCACUGCCGUCGCAUACAAUCCCACGACCAAGGAGUACACGGUCGAGCUGAUGGACAAUACGACGCGCACAUUUGGCAUCGACCUAGUCCAUUCCAUGGACAAGGACGGCGACGAGGCGUCGACGACUUCGACGUUGUCGCCGCAGCCAGACACCGCCUCGGGGACAUCCCUCCGAUCGAGCUUCCUCCAAAAGAUGGCCAAGGCCACACCCAAAUUUCCUGCUUUGCUUAAGAACCGAUCCACUGGCGGCAAUGCGCUGAAGUACCACGUUGGUCAGGCCGUCUUGACGCAGUUUGGAGACGGUGUUGUCGUCGACGUGGGUUUCGUGCGAUGGAAGUUGUUGUCUGAUGUGUGAAUUUAGAUUCAGCACGGUGACGCAACAGUCGUGGUCGUCAUUCACUUGAGCUUUGGUGCGACGGCGUAUCUCCAGCUCGACGCGAUCAAGCAGGGCUUAAAGGCGGCGGUGGGCGACCUCGUCCAGACGCGCUUCGGUCAAGGGCUGGUGGCGUCCGUGGCCGAAGAGAAUGUGUUCGUCGUGACUGUAGACGGCGAAGAUAUGUACGCCCAUGCGUCAGAAUUGACGAAGAUCUCGCCUCCGACCAACUCAUCGUCGCGCAAGUUCCUCCACUUGUUUAAGAAGUAAUAACACCAGGAAGUGCAUAACUGGGCAAA
Aphanomyces invadans is the source of this 1447-nucleotide messenger RNA. RefSeq lists its product as hypothetical. The transcript is spliced from 4 exons. The coding region runs from base 114 to 1130 and encodes 338 amino acids. The record is from RefSeq and is a predicted model, not a curated record. NCBI's taxonomy places the organism in Eukaryota, Oomycota, Saprolegniomycetes, Saprolegniales, Verrucalvaceae.